Molecule: messenger RNA, 654 nt
Organism: Didymodactylos carnosus
Lineage: Eukaryota; Metazoa; Rotifera; Eurotatoria; Philodinida; Philodinidae
Source: the annotation of a GenBank genome assembly
AUGAGAGUAGAAGAUUUCUAUAAUAGCUCCAGCACUUCGCCCAUGAGUUCCGUUCCUGUUCAAUUUCUUGUCCAUGUCGUGUCUCUAACAACGUGUGCCAUCAAUCCGGUGAUAUAUGGUAUUCCAGAUGAAUUCUCAUGUACGCCUGUGCAAGUCGGAGUACCAUUUAAAACUAUUAUACUUGCACAAAAUAACUGUCCAAUUAGCACUAAUAUUACGGAAAUAUCGACAUUAUCAUUACCUGACUUAGCGACCAAUCCGAUCAAUACUGCUUUAGUUUUUAUGUUACCGAAGACCACCAGUGCGGUUGCCCAGGGACUGGAAUUACCUGUCCAACAACGACUACAAGCACAACAACAACGGUCUCAGUUACGACAACGAGUACAACAACAACGGUGUCGGUUACGACAACGACCUCAACUACAAGCAGCAGCACGUAAACCAGUUUUUAUGCACAAUGGUUAUACGUAUAUUAUUAGCAAAAGAUAUGGACAAAAAACAAUAUGGAUAUGUCGUCGUAAUCGUCAUAGUCAAUGUCGUGGACGUUUACAUACAAUCAAUAAUACAGUUGUCAAUGAAAUUGGAGAACAUAAUCAUGAGCCAAGUUCGGUUGAUAGCGGAGUACUACAAGCAACAGCAGCAAUGCGACAUUAA